Ruditapes philippinarum (Manila clam) is the source of this 3963-nucleotide messenger RNA. RefSeq names its product protein mono-ADP-ribosyltransferase PARP4-like. The record is from RefSeq and is a predicted model, not a curated record. Gene Ontology annotation, molecular function: NAD+ poly-ADP-ribosyltransferase activity. Lineage: Eukaryota; Metazoa; Mollusca; Bivalvia; Venerida; Veneridae.
UCACCAUUUGCAACGCUCAAUGUUGUGAAAUCGUUAUGAGGAACAGUUUCAUUAAGAACAAUUAUUAAGGUUGUAUACUUUGUCAUACAAACAUUUCAAAGAAGCAUCAAUGUAUAUCAUUGUUCUGGGAGUAGAUGAGAAACCAGGAAUGAGAUGUGUGGAAAUUUUUAGCAAGUGAUGACAGACUUUGUGCUAGGAUGAAAGUGUUCACUAAUUGUACAGUUGUAUUGGAGUUUGAGGCAUGUACAUCAUACAAGGAGAAGUGUACAUGGAGAAAGACAAUAACAGAUAAUGGAGGUGUAAUAUCAUACAUCCUCACCAAGAAGGCUUCAUUUUUUGUUGUUUUCAACAAGAAAGGCACAAGUAUUUCAUACAAGUUACGGCAGUGUAACAGGCAUAAUAUUCCUGUGGUGAGCCCAAAAUAUGUACAACAAUGUGUUACUAAAAAUAGACUCCUUGAUACUGGCAAAUACAGGUUAGCGGACAUCAACAAUAAUCAGGAGUUUGGGAAAGGAAAAAUUCAGACAACACAUAAUGAAGUAGGUAGAGGUACAAGGCUUGUUAAGAAGAAGGUUGUCACAGUAAACUUGUCCAGUUAUCCUAGCUUCUUAUACGGUGAUGUAAAUGCUCCCGAGUUUGAUGAGGACACUUUCCAGUUACCAAAAUGGGCGCUUCUAAUAAAUAAGGAGACAAAGAAAAUGGAAGCAUUGGAGGUACAUGUUGCCACCAGACUGGACUGCCAGUUCAGGUACAGGUUAUAUGCACAGAAUGCUCAAGUUGACAAUAAUAAGGUGGUGAAAAUAGACGAGGCAAUAGUCUGGUACUUUCAGACGGUGUCGGAGGUACUGAGUGGUUAUGAGCAGUUGUAUAGACAAUAUGCCAACAAACCUGUGUGUAUGGUUCCUUGUAAACCAGGAUCAGUAGAUGUGCAAGACUUUGGAUCUGCUACUUUAAGAAUGAAAAUAGGAAAGUUAUCUCUCUUGAAUGAAGAAAUUUCCCCCCAGGUGGCAGCACUCACUUCAAUAGUCUGGAAUGAGGCCCUGACAGAGAUAAUUGAAGCGAAAGUGAUACUGUCUCAAUUAACGGAUAAGUUACUAGGCAACUAUGAUGAUGAUAUGGACAAGCUUAUAGAAGAAUUUUAUGAGGUUUUGCCUCAUAAAGAACAAUUUAAGAAGUCAAGUGAUUGGACUUUAAGAGAAGUCAUUGGUAAACAGGACCUUUGUCAGCUUUUAUCAGAUAUUGUUGCUGUAAGUAAAGCCACAGACUGGUCCCCUGAUACUACAGUUAUUGCUAAAUACAGAGCCAUGGGAUGUCAUAUAAAAUAUGUAAACCAGUCUGAUGCUGACUCAGCAGAAAUUUACAAGAUCUUGGAAGAGAAGCUAGCUAAAGAUAGAGGAAAGAUACAUGGUUUAUACAGAGUCAGGCGGACUGUGGAAGAGGUGAACUUUAUGUCGGAUGUGGGAAAUAUAAAUCUGCUGAGUCAUGCUUCACCCUGUCACAACAUGCUUGGAAUUUUGUCAAGGGGUUUAUUAAUGCCCAAUAUGGUAGCAGACAAAAUGGGUGUUGCAAGAACAGAUGUUGGAAACCUUGGUGCUGGGAUAUACUUCUCAGAUAAUCCUGGAAAAAGCUCCCAGUACUCUACAGCAAAUUCCCAGACUGGUACUAGGUUUAUGUUGCUGUGUAACGUAUCUCUAGGACACUGUUGUAAAAUGUACCAGACUGACUUCACUAUUACAUCAGCCCCUGAAGGUUUUGACUGUGUACAAGGUGUGAAAUCAUCAAAUGACAACCAGAGCUCAUUUGAGGAUAAUGAAUUUGUUAUAUACAACCCAAGUCAACAGUGUGUGAAAUACCUGGUUGAGUUUUCUCUACCGGGAGACAAUAUUACAGAACACCCAACUAUAAGAGAUGGAGAUCUACAGGUACUGAAAGGUUUAGAGGUCACAAAUCAGGACACUCAACCUCAGACUUCUUCAAAUACUGAUAUUGAUAUCUCAGAUAUUAAAGAUGUUCAAGAUCCUCUUGCCAAGGUUAAAGCAGGAUUACAAGGUAACAAGAAGGAACAUAUCCCUCUUAAAAGUGUACAUAUCAGAGGAAAAAUGAUGGACAUGGUGGCCAAGGUUGUGGUUCUACAAGCAUACAGAAAUGACAGUACAACUGCUAUAGAGGCCAAGUAUGUGUUCCCAUUGGAUGAUACAGCAGCAGUAUGUGGAUUUGAGGCUUUCAUUAACGGAAAACAUGUGAUAGGUGAAGUUAAAGAGAAGAGUAAAGCUAGGAAGGAAUAUAAAGAAGCUGUUGCCAGGGGUGAUGGGGCAUACCUAAUGGAAGAAGAGACACCUGAUGUAUUCUCAGUCAGUGUUGGUAAUUUACCUCCUAAAUGUGACGUCCUCAUCAAGAUCACAUACAUCUCAGAGCUGCAGGUCCAAGGGGAGGCAAUUGCAUUCACUAUUCCAGCUUCAGUAGCUCCAUGGUUACGAGAUGGAGCUCUGUCACAGAAGACACAGGCAACAACUGAAUCUGUUAAAGUGUCUGACAACAAGAGAUGUGACAUUUCUCUAAUGGUUGCCAUAGAGAUGCCAUUUGACAUUAGGAGAAUAUUUUCACCAUCCCACAGGGUCAAGUGGAAGAAAACAGCAACAAAAGCAGUUGUCUCCCUUCCCAGAAGGAGCAGAUUUGAUGAAGGUUUCCAGCUGUAUAUAUACCUGGCUGAAAUCCAUGUUCCUAGAAUGUGGGUGGAGAAACAUCCUACAGAAAAUACUCAGGCAUGUAUGCUGACAUUCUACCCUGAAUUUGAGACACAGUCUGUGACUGAGGCUAACAUUAUUAUUCUGUUAGACAUGUCUAAUUCAAUGAAAGGCCAACCUGAGGAACAGGCCAAGAAGGUGGCCCUGUUAGCUAUAGACAAUUUACCGCUGCAGUGCAAAUUCAACUUGGUUGUGUUUGGUAGUACAUAUAAAGAAUUGUUUCCAUCUCCUCAAUCAUGUAACAACUUCUCCUCUCAGUUGGCGAAACAGUUCAUCCAGGUAGCGUCUGCAAAUUUAGGUUCCACAGAAUUGUUAGAGCCUCUUCAUGCUACACAGAUAUUGUCGUCUGCUACAGUGUCGUCUGCUGAUCAAAGCUGCCUGAAUCUCUUUCUCAUCUCUGAUGGUCAUGUGACUCAGGAAUCUUCAAUUCUAUUGGCUGCUCAGAAAACUUCUCAGCAAAUCAGAAUUUUUUCACUUGGAGUCAGCUCGACAGUAAAUCAUCAUUUGUUGCGGAGUAUUUCAUCUGUAAGUGGCGGUACAUAUCAACAUUUUAAUCCUGAUACUAAAUCUCAGUGGAAAGGGAAACUACUCUCACAGCUUGAAAAGGCAUGCCAACUAAGUUUAACUAACGUGCAUGUUGAUUGGAUGCAGACCAAUGACAAAGCUACACCUCCAACACAAGCACCAAUUCAUAUCCCUUGUUUAUUUAGUGGUUGUCGGCAAGUUGUGUAUGGAUUUGUAGAGAGCUGCACUCAAGCAACACUAAAGGCCAAGGUUGGUAAUAAUGAAAUAUCUACAAUGGUGUCAACUGUGGAUCUCAAUAUAACAACUGGAACAAUGUUACAUCAGUUAACAGCUAGGGCAGUGAUUACAGACUAUGAGAAUGGAACCCUGGACGAUGACAGGAUCAAACAUCAGGUGAUCAAAAAUGAGAGGAAACAGUACAUCAUUGACUUGAGUAAGAAACACAGUAUAGUGACUCCAUACACCAGCUUUGUGGCAAUAGAGGACAGGCAUCAGGAUGAACAUGAUGUUUCCAUAAUUCCUUCCAUAGCUGAUCUCAUUGAGAAGGAAACAGUGGACAUUUUACCAUACAUAAGCUGGAAACCAGGUGUUGAAGAUAAAGAUGAGGACCCAAUAGCUAUAGUGAAAGAUAUUAUUAAGAGAGGUGAGAUUCAGGAAAGUUGCUCUAUGGUUCAGGCAGAGGACAUAUACAAUA